Tuber aestivum (summer truffle) is the source of this 1609-nucleotide messenger RNA. Lineage: Eukaryota; Fungi; Ascomycota; Pezizomycetes; Pezizales; Tuberaceae. The record is from the annotation of a GenBank genome assembly.
ACAUACGGCAGAGAUUUUGUAUCAGCACACUACGACUCAUAAUGGAAACAAGUUUAAAAGCAGAGAACGAAGCUCUAAAGAAGCGUAUCUCAGAACUUGAAGCCCAGCUCGCCAAUCGCAUCGGUCAUGCAUCAGUCUCAUCCCGGCAGUCCUAUCCCCCUCCCAAUGUGGGGGAAAAGAGCGAAGUAGGGCUUUCACUGGAAGAAUACAAACGCUAUGGGAGACAAAUGAUACUUCCGGAAAUCGGAAUCGAAGGUAUAAAACUUUUGUCGGUUUUCAGAAGAUUCUGGUCUCGAGGGAUGGAUGACUAAUUAGGUCACUAGGUCAAAUGUCGCUCAAGCGAUCCCGGGUUCUCAUCGUGGGCGCCGGCGGGCUUGGGUGCCCGGCAGCGGCAUAUCUCGCGGGAGCGGGAGUAGGGGCUCUGGGAAUAAUUGACCACGAUACGGUUGAGAAUUCAAAUCUUCAUCGCCAAAUCAUACAUUCUACUUCAAGAGUUGGGUUACCGAAGGUUGUUAGCGCAAUUACAUACCUUCGCGAGUAUGUUUCCCGGAGCGCUUAUGUUUCGUGGUUGAAUGGCAGACAACUAACUUGAGUGCUCCCCCCCAAAAGUUUGAACCCGCAUCCAAACUACAUCCCGCAUAUCGAGCCGCUGACAACCGAGAACGCCCUGCAGAUCAUGGCGGAGUACGACCUCGUCCUAGACUGCACAGAUCAUCCCGCAAUCCGGUAUCUAAUUAAUGAUGUAGCGGUGAUCAUGAACAUUCCCAUAGUCUCCGCAUCAGCACUGAAAACAGACGGCCAGCUGGUCGUCCUUAAUAACCCCCCCGGUGUAGGUCCCUGCUAUAGGUGUAUAUGGCCGCGUCCGCCACCUGCGGAGAGUGUCAUCGGUUGCGGCGAAGGCGGGAUUCUUGGACCUGUAGUAGGAUUAAUGGGUGUCAUGCAGGCCAUCGAAGCCGUCAAGAUCAUUACUAUGAAUCCUGUACGGGAGGUUGGGAGGGCGGAAAUGACGCUGUUCGCCGCGUACGGAGCCUCGCCGUUUCGGUGUUUGAAAAUGAGGGGGAGGAAGGCGGGGUGUGUUGCCUGUGGGAGUCCAGAGAGGGUGGAAGAGAAGAUUACAAGGGAGAGUAUUGAGAGUGGGAGGAUGGAUUAUGUUGCUUUCUGUGGAGGGAGUGCGGGUGUGCGGGUGUUGCAGCCAGAUGAGAGGGUUAGUGUGGCGGAGUACAAGAGGGUGAUGGAUAGUGGGGUGGAGCAUCUGCUAUUGGAUGUUAGAGAUAGGACACAGUUUGGGAUUUGUCAGCUAGCUGGAAGUUUGAGUAAGUUUUUCCACUACGCUCUCUAUACAGGGUUAAUAAGAUUAGAUAUUCCAUACACCGAGUUUGAAGCUUCGAAGUAUGGAGAUUCGGAGGCCGGAGAGAUCGAGUCAAAAUUUCAGGAUCAACCAAAGGACCGGCCAGUAUAUGUCAUUUGUAGACUCGGAAACGACUCACAAAUUGUGACGAGGCAGCUAAAGGAAGCAGGUGUCUUCCCAAAUGAUCGGGUAUUUGAUAUAGAAGGUGGAAUCACAGCAUGGGCGAGGAGUGGAGUAGCAGGUGAAUUCCCAGAGUACUAG